This is a messenger RNA of Sesamum indicum (sesame), 3328 nucleotides long. RefSeq lists its product as uncharacterized. Lineage: Eukaryota; Viridiplantae; Streptophyta; Magnoliopsida; Lamiales; Pedaliaceae. Gene Ontology annotation, molecular function: DNA binding; protein dimerization activity. The record is from RefSeq and is a predicted model, not a curated record.
UCGUUUUGAAAAGACGAGUCUUAUGGUGGUAGUCUAAGACUGAGAUUCAAUCGGACGGAGAUGAAUCGACCGCAAAUAUGCUCGGCGAUCGUUGCUUGAGCCCACUCUCUAUGAUCGACGAAAACUUAAAUUGAAGUCUUUUCUACCUACAGCCAGAAAACAGUACACCAUCUUCCACCAAAGCUCCUCCCGCAAAAAUUCCAUUUUCUUCAGUUUCUCCAAUCUAAGAGUAAUGGUGAGAGGGAGGGAUGCCUGUUGGGAGCAUUGUGUGCUCAUUGACGCAGCUAGACAGAAGGUUAGAUGUAAUUAUUGUCAACGUGAGUUCAGUGGCGGAGUUUACAGGAUGAAGUUUCACCUAGCUCAGAUAAGAAACAAGGACAUAGUUCCAUGCACUGAAGUCCCAAAUGAUGUGCGUGACCAUAUACAAGGUAUAUUAAGCACCCACAAGAAGCAGAAAACUUUGAAAAGACAGAGGGUAGAGCAGGUGGUAAAUGGCCAACAAAAUAGUUCUUCUGCCAGUGGUGGUGCCCCUCCCAAUCGUGUAUCUAGUGAACAGAAUGGGAGUGUUUGCCCAUCUUUGUUAUUCCCUCAUGCUUCUCCUAGCCCACAAUCUGAGCCCGUGGUAUAUGAUGUUCAAAAUCAAAAGCAGGAACGUGCGGAUAAGAAGAUUGCCUUAUUCUUUUUCUAUAAUGCUAUCCCUUUCAGUGCUGCCGCUUCCACAUAUUAUCAGCAAAUGGUUGAUGCUAUCGCAGAAUGCAGAGUAGGUUAUAGAGCCCCCAGCUCUGAGAAGUUGAGAUAUAACCUUUUGGAAAAAGUUAAAGCCAAUGUAAUUGAUAUGCACAAAAGAUUAAGAGAUGAAUGGCAACAAACAGGUUGCACAAUUUUGUGCAAUUGCUGGUCUGAUGGCAGAACCAAGUCACUUGUAGUUUUUUCUGUCACAUGUCCUAAAGGAACAAUAUUUCUUCGGUCUAUUGAUGUAUCUGGUCAUAUUGAUGAUACUCAUUAUUUGUUUGGGUUGCUGGAGUCCAUUGUUUUAGAAGUUGGUGCCGAAAAUGUUGUUCAAGUGUUAACGGAUAGUGCUGAUAGUUAUGCCUAUGCAGGGAAGCUUCUUAUGGAUAAGUAUCCUUCAAUAUUCUGGUCUCCAUGUGCUUCAAAUUGUAUUACUAAGAUUUUGGAGGAUCUUAGUAAACUAGAAUGGAUUAGCACUGUCUUGAAAGAGGCAACUACAAUCACAAAAUAUCUAUACAGCAAUGAGUGGAUACUUAAUACAGUGCGGAAAUUUACUGGCGGAGUGGAGUUGAUCAGGCCAAAGAUUUCAAGAUAUGUUACUAAUUUUCUGUCUCUAAGAUUUCUUGUUUUUCAAGAGAACAACUUGAAACACAUGUUUUCACAUGCAGAGUGGUUGGCAUCUAGUGCCAGUAGACGCCCUGAUGCCCAACUUAUCAAGUCAAUGCUGAAUGCUGAACAAUUCUGGAGCUCUGCACGUGAAGCUGUCUGCGUGUUUGAACCGCUAAUGAAGGUCCUCAGGAUAGUACAAGGAGACAUGCCUGCUAUGGGCUAUUUAUAUGAAGGAAUGGAGAAGGCAAAAACUAGUAUUAAAGCAUAUUAUAAUGGUAUUGCAGAGAGGUACUUGCCAAUAUGGGAUAUAAUUGACAGGAGAUGGCUUCACUCCCCACUACAUGCAGCAGCAGCAUUUCUUAAUCCUUCCAUUUUCUAUGGCGUUAACUUUAAGGUUGAUUCUAGAAUAAGGAAUGGUUUUCAAGAGGCCAUGAUGAAAAUAGCAAUUGUGGAGACAGAUAAAGUCGAAAUAACCAAAGAACAUCCACUUUAUAUAAAUGCUCAUGGUGCUCUAGGAACUGAAUUUGCAACAAGGGGACGGACAUUAAAUGCCCCAGGUGAUUGGUGGGCUGCAUAUGGUUAUGAAAUUCCAACUUUGCAGAGAUUUGCAAUACGGAUACUAAGUCAGCCUUGUAGUUCCCAGUGGUGUAGGUGGAACUGGAGCAACUUUGAAAACUUACACAAUGCCUUGACCAAUCCCGUAUAUGCUUUUCUUCUGGGACAUAUUUAUGCAGGUGAUGAGGACAUGACGACUGAAUGGCAUUAUCAGGAGCUAAAGGGAGGAAAGCAGCUCAUGACCCUGAUACUGUCUUGAAGAUGCACUUACAAAAGUUUAGUAUGUGUUAUUUAUGCUGAAAUAAUUGCUAAGGUACGAUACUCUAGCCAUGCUUGCCUUAUUUGUUGCUUGUAGAUAUGUUCGGCUAUCUCGAAGUCACUGAUUUUACUCUAGGUCCUUGCACCCAGGAAUUCGAAAAACAAUAUUAAUUUGCUCAAUAGGUUUGAGCUGUUAGCUUACUUGAUUUCUCUUUUUACACCUUUUAUGUUUCUGUUUCUAUUUCAAAGUGAUAACGGAUUACUUGGUAAUGCAUUCUGCCGUUUGCUCCAUUGCCUGGAACCUUGCUUUAACUAAUGCUUAGAACUAAAUACAAAUCAUAUUGUCCUGCUGUCUCUUUGUAUGUUUGCAUUUUUUGGUGGAAUUAGUGUAGUUUCUCCUUGACUAUCUUCUUCAUUACUCUUCUUAGGGGUUGCAGUUGGUAAACCAAAUCAAACUGAAUCAAUUAUAGUUGACAAUUAUAUACCAUUACAUCAAAAUAUAUAUUCCAAGUAAUUUUAAACAAAAUUCUGUAUUUAAACAAAAAAUCAAUUGUGCAUGUCAUGUAUAUUCUAGUUCUUCUGUGACCUUGUCUUCUAUUUUCAAUAAAGAGCACUAUAAUUUUAUUGUCACUAGCUAUGAAUAACAAGUCGACUUCUAUUGCUGAAGAAUUCAAUUAUUUUAGAUGUUAAUUUGAAUUUUUUGAACAUGAAAAUGAGCAUGAUGUUGUUUCAUUGGAGGAGGAUAAGAAAUAAUUUUCCUCAAGUAUAUACAAGUGCUAGUACAGUCCUUCAAGAACCUGAAUUUGGAUUUCAAUAUUUAUGAUGUAUGGUUAAAGUUCCUUCAAGGUUUAUGUCAUUUUAAGACGAUAAUUGCAGCAUAUCUGAUUGUAAAAGUGAAAAAAAAUUAAGGGAUGUUAUUAUAAUGUGAUAAAAUGUUGUAGAAGGUGACCGCAAUUUUGCACAAAGUUCAACUGUGGUUUGUGUAACUUUUGAUAGUGUUAAGUAGGGAUGACAACAGGAUGGAUUUGCGUUAGGUUUAUGAAUCAAGUUGUCCUGCUCGCGUAGUUCCCCAGUCUGCCUCUGCCCCGUCGCCUCCUGCAGCCAAAACAAGAAUAUGGUGUGUCCGAUCAGUAAUGGAAGCAAGCUCCCAGUUUGACCCAGUCAUCUCCAGCUUGAA